AUGCUAUGGAAACAUUUUUCGAAGGUACCGCACAUGCUGCUAGGAAAGGGGGGAAUAAGAAAAACAGUCUUAAAGUUUAUGGAGAUUAAACGGGCAUUUAAAUUAAUUUUCAAAUUGAUAUAUAGAAGUAACUUCCACAAAUUCUUAAACAAAGUGACAACCAAAAUUAUAAAAUUAUAUGCUAAAUGUGUUAAUAAUAGUAGUGUAUUCAGAAAGUUGUGUAAUAAAUACUACAAGAUUAGCCACUUAAAAAUCACAAUUUGUGAUUUUUUUUUUAAAAAUAAAAUAAUUAAUGCAAAAUUAAAGAAAUGUAGUAUUAUCAAACCACGUUGUUAUAAACAAAACAAAAUUAAUGGGAUAACAAAUAAAAUGAAUAAAUACACAGAAGAAGGUAUAUGCGCAGAGGAAUCAAAUGAUCAUUAUGUAAUUGAUCUAUAUAAUGAAACACAUUUACAAACUCCAUUUAAUAACGCCUAUGUUUUGAAGAGUAAUGAUUCUACGUUCGAAUCGAAUUGUAACACAACACAAUCUAGCGAUUGUGGCAGAACAAACGAAAAUGAUGAAACAAGUAACAGUUCUUAUUUAGAUAAUGACAUGCUAUCUUUUGAAACACUGGAAUAUGAUGAAGAUGAAGUAAAUGAGAACAUAAAAAAUUGCUACCUUUAUAAUGGAUAUGUGAAUGUAAAAAGUUAUAAAAAUUCUGAGGAAUAUAAAUUCUUAAAUCAUUUAAAUGAAGAAAAAAAUAAAUGUGUAGAUAUAGCAAUUGAUGUGUCUCCACAGUGUUACUACGAUGAGCAACUUGAAAAUGAAAAAGGAGAACGAGCUGCAAGUGGAAAACGAGAAAAGGAAGAAAAUUGUAAUCAAACGGAUGAUGAGAUGAAACAUGCGUACAAAAAAAGAAGAAAACGAAAAAAUAAAAUAUAUGAAAUUUAUAAUUCAGAAACAACAGUUAAGCAAAACAUAUACUGUGAAAAUUAUUUAAACGAUAAUUACUCCUCUUCUUAUGACUGUUCUAGUGAAUAUAAUGAUGACACUAGUGUGAAUGAUUUUUCUGAUAAUUAUUUUGACGACAUUAGUGAAAACAGCUUUUUAUGUCAAUACAGUGUAAACAGUUAUGACACUAUACAAAGUGCUCAAGAUGAAUCAAAUUAA
This is a messenger RNA of Plasmodium gonderi, 1152 nucleotides long. RefSeq lists its product as hypothetical. Bases 1 to 1152 code for a protein of 383 amino acids. The record is from RefSeq and is a predicted model, not a curated record. The transcript has a single exon. NCBI's taxonomy places the organism in Eukaryota, Apicomplexa, Aconoidasida, Haemosporida, Plasmodiidae.